AUGUCUCCUUACCAUCUUGUAUAUGGUAAAGCUUGUCACUUUCCAUUUGAAUUGGAGCAUAGGGCGCAAUGGGCUUUAAAAAAGUUGAAUUUAGAUCUGGUAGCUUUGAAAGCAUUAAGGCUAGCUCAACUGAAUGAGUUAGAUGACUUGUGUCAUGAAUCCUAUGAGAAUGCAAGAAUCUACAAGGAGAAGACAAAGAAAUGGCAUGACAAUAAUAUUGUCAAUCAGACUUUUCAGGUGGGCGAUAAAGUACUGUUAUUCAAUUCCCGUCUCAAGUUAUUUCUGGGAAAAUUAAAGUCUCGAUGGUCGGGGCCAUUCAUUGUUACAAAAGUCUUUCCAUACGGGGCUUUGGAGAUUCAACAAGGUGAUUCUUCGCCAUUUAAAGUUAAUGGACAGUGGUUGAAGCAUUACUAUGGAGGUGAAAUUGAGAAGAAGGUCAAUAUUACACUAGUGGAUACAUAA
Molecule: messenger RNA, 462 nt
Organism: Humulus lupulus (European hop)
Lineage: Eukaryota; Viridiplantae; Streptophyta; Magnoliopsida; Rosales; Cannabaceae
Exons: 1
Coding region: 1-462 (153 amino acids)
Source: RefSeq, a predicted model, not a curated record